AUGGCUGGCUUCCUGUGGCUGGUGUGGUACGAACCUGUUACAAGAACCUCCGCAAGGCACUGGACCUUGGCUGUGACUUACGAAGCUCAUGAACAAGCUUAUGCAACAUUUUAUGAGAUGUUGGGCUCCGGUAGCGCGGGCGGAUACAAGUCGAAGGUCGCACGUCGCGUACGUCUAACGAGCGGUCAUGGUGCUUCACCCUACUCUGGCAAAAUACUCCUCGGCGAGAUCAUUGACCCCGUCCUCGGCGCUCUCGAGAUGUACAGCGAGACAGCCACUGAUUUAGUGAACUCUCACAAUCAGAAACGCGACGCUCGCGAGUAUAACAGCCAAGAUUGGGCGAUCAUCAUCAUUAGGAGCUUGGAGGAUGCUCUCUUACUCCCGCAGGGUACACUCGCGAGAGUGGAGAGAUGUCCCAAGCUCGGGUGA
Sparassis crispa is the source of this 429-nucleotide messenger RNA. RefSeq lists its product with no specific name. The record is from RefSeq and is a predicted model, not a curated record. Lineage: Eukaryota; Fungi; Basidiomycota; Agaricomycetes; Polyporales; Sparassidaceae. The coding region runs from base 1 to 429 and encodes 142 amino acids. The transcript is spliced from 3 exons.